Messenger RNA from Stylophora pistillata, 5707 nucleotides. Its product is annotated as pecanex-like protein 4. Gene Ontology annotation, cellular component: membrane. The record is from RefSeq and is a predicted model, not a curated record. Lineage: Eukaryota; Metazoa; Cnidaria; Anthozoa; Scleractinia; Pocilloporidae.
UUAAUUUUUCAAAGAAAAUAAUGCAGAAAUGUUCCUAUUGAAAUGAGUUGGAAAACUCAGUAAAUAAGCCAAAUAUCUCAUCACGGACUGAUUUUGCUGCACGGAAAUCCUUCACGUUUUGGUGUACUACCUUGGUUCAAAUCCGAUAGGUAAAACAAAGGGGCCAGUCAACAAGGGACGACUUUACUUCCCCAUUUCUUCAUGGAGCUUCAUGUAACAUCGAAGAUUUCAUAGCUCACGGAAAAUAAUGACAGAUCUUGAAUACACCGAAGAAUCGACUGAACCUCAGCUUACAAGUAUUUAACGUUUGAAAUACUACAGGACGAUCUGACUGAGAUACUGACCGGAUAAACGCCGGAUAAGGACAAAGUUUGUUAUCUAUCAAACGUCUCCGGUCGAUGCGGUAAGAUUACAUUCGACUAUUGAAUGUGAUGGGUUCUAUGGAAGGUGGUGGGGCACCUUUGCUGAACGACUACAAACUUGAAUUCUUCUGGAAGCGUUUCCCGCAAACACUGCUCGGUGGAUUGAAGCUAAAACUCGGAUACGAUGCACCGUUCUACGUUUACUUGAAUCAAGUAUUGGUGUUCUUGGUACCUUUCAUUCUUGGAGGGAUUUUUACUCUUCUUGCUGAGUUCGAAGUCAUAACCGAUGUGUACAUUAACGCGUUUAUUUAUGGAGGCCUUGUGGUCGUAUUUAUAACAGGUACACAGCUUUUCAGCUGGUCAAUGCGUCGAAAUGCGACGAGUCUUGCUAAAUUUCAAAAGAACCUCUUGUCUCAAGACGACGAGAUUGACUUCGUUUCGUGUUGCGGUGUAGAAACGGUAGAGUUUAUUUUUCCCGCAAAGAGAUUUGUUGUAAACAUGAUUACCUAUGCAGUGAUAUCUGGGGUCGUAUGUGGUUUGAUGUUUUUGUAUCUUUUACCGUCGAACCUUGCUGGAUUGUUUUCAAACACGUGCGCUACAGUGGUUCUUUACACUCUGGGAUGGUUAACAGUGUGCAUUUCUCAGUUCUCUUUGAGUUCUUCAUGCCCAUCUGAGUUGGCUAUUUUUAGAGCUCUGGACACAUUGGAAAUUGCUCCACUGAUGAGAUCAUUUUAUGUGGUGAUAUUCGGAAUCAUUGGAGUUUUUGCAAGACAUUACUCAGAGUUGGUGGCAACAGACAAGGCUCUGCAUAUUUUGUUUCUCUUUCUACCCUUGCUAUGGAUUCUGGGUAUCCUGCCUGCUCUGGAUGCACUAUUCCCAUGGUUGGCAGAGCAGGCCUUGGUGCUUGUUCUAGGUGGUUCCCCACUAGCAACUGAUUUGAGAUUGCUGGUGAUGUUUAUCAUCUCAAGCAUUACAGUUGUCAUGGCAAUGUUUAUUUCCAAUGCCACUGCCAUUGUUGUCAUAACAGCUUCUUCUGGCUUCAUGCUCAGUAUGGACAUCUUUGGCUUUGUUCUCCAAGCAUGGGUCAAAGUAAAAAAGGAAAAAACCUUAAAGGAAAUAGUAUCAGAAUGGAAAUUGAAAGAAAUUUUGAUAAUUGUUGUAAUGUUAGUACUAACAGUGGCUGUAGCUGGGGUUUCCAGCCACUUCUCAUCAGAGGCAAGCCUGCACAUAUUUGAUGCCUUUGGUGUUUUGUUGGUGGUGCUCUUGCUUCUUGUUAAAGUUCUGGGAGAUGUACAAUCUGUGAGCAUUUUCUUUGGUUUGCUUAGAAAUCCAUUUUUUCCAGCAAGUAUUGAGUUAUCUAGAGAAUUUAAGAAAGGAAAAAAGAAUCUGAAAUAUGUUGGUCUUCUGCGGCAAGCUUUGCUUUGUUAUGUUAUACCUUUACUUCAAGUUGCCUUUCUCAGCUUGUUCCUUGCUCCAGAGAAGGCAAAUGUUUCAAAGUUUGCUGUGGCCAUUGGAACUGUCAGGGCUCUCAGACAGGUCUGGCAAAACACCUUCGAUUCUCUAUUGGAAAUAUCUGUUGUUUAUCUGACUGCGAUAGUUCUGAAGUCAGAUGUGGCUACCUGGUGGGAUAGUGCAGGCCUUGGUCUACAGCUGAUGCUUGUGGGAGCCUGUAGGGACAGACUACAGCAGCUACUAAAUAAGAUCUCCUUUAUGCUGACCCUCACUGUCACAGCGUGGAAACUUCCAAAACAGCGUCACAAGGCAACAGUGCCUAUUUUUGUUGCAUCCGCCAUAUUACUGCCUGUGGUACUAGCUGUACUUGGGGCUGCAACCAUUUUAGCCGCUCCAUUGCUACCACUUUUCUGCCUUCCUGUGUUCUUGGUGGGCUUUCCGCGGCCAUUGCGGUCCUGGCCAAAGGCUGCCAGCACAGCAGCAGCAACCUGCCCUGACUCCGUGUUUUACAAACAACUGACACCUCAGGUAGUGUCAACUCUGAGUGUUACCAUGUCAAUGGGAAGUCUGGGUAAUCCAUCACCAGGGGACCACUACUUGGUACGCUUUCAGGACCGCUUGAUUUGGGUCCACGUACUUGAGUGUGGUUACAAAUUUUGCACAACCGUAAUGAAAGGCCUUGAGCUGCAGGAGACCUCGUGCCACACUGUCGAAGCCACGCGUGUAGAUGACGUGUUUCAGGAUAUUUUUGUUCGCGAAGGAAAAUGGCCACUGAUUUCUUUGAACCAACACGCAGCAAACGUUCUUCGCCCAUGUGACACAUUGAUCCUCGAUACCUACUCAGACGCCAAGAAUGUACUGACUGGUAUAAUUGAUCAGCCAGAAAAUUUACGGAGGAAUUCAGAGAAUUUCCUAAAGACUCUUGUCUGGGUUUUGGUGAAUUAUUGUAAAGAUCGAAAGUUUGAAAUCGCGGAACAAACCUCACAACAAAUUUCCAUUGACAUUGCAAAGCAAGAGGUUGCGAUGUCAGUGGAGGUAUUACCUGCUCCAAAACCCAAAGAAGCUUCACUAGUCAGACAAAUAAGUCAGGAUGAUUUGGACAUUCCAAAUGCUUUCAAGGCUUCAACAGAUGAUCAAGAACCAACUACAAGAGUUACAUCACCUAAGAAACGACGAAGCAGUUCAUUGCCCAGCCUUAGCGAUAGUGUAUGGUCUCAGGAUAGCUUGAAACUGGAUGAAAGCCAGACGAGCAUUGGAAAACACAAGCAUUCAGGGAGCGGUAGUGGUCCUCACGCCAAAGAUGAAGGGAUUGAUGAUCUCGAAGAAUCUUUCAAUUUUGGCGGUUUUCCAGCACUGGAUAUUGGACAGGCAAGCGCAUCAAAAAAUAAAGGCUCAAGCGAAAAGCUCCUCGCGAAAGUCGAUCCAGUUUUUAGUGACUUCGAUUAUGACGUUCCUACCUAUGGAGCUACCAAGAGAGAUACUAAAGCAGGCGCAAGCAAUAAUACGAAGACAGUUAGUUUUACAUCAGAGUAUUCUAGUAGACUCGAUUUGCCACAUCAUUGGAAGUUUUCCAUCCCAGUAGACAGACAUAAUUUAGCCUCUUUAUCGGAUAAAUUUCCCGAUUUCUGGUUCAGACAUGUUGUGAAGGGUUUAAACUUUGGAAUCAACAGCAAGGGCAUUGCAGAAAGUAUCCUUGGCGAUUCAACUCUGACGAGCUUCUACCGUCAGUUGACAUGCACGUGUUAUGCGUUAGUUGAAGUACUGGGAUUUCCAGGAUCCUCUGCUGUAGCUGCUGGACCUGGUCACGUUCACAAAGUGUACACUGGCGACGUACCUUGGUCAAUACAUGUUGAUUGGCUGGAAAAAGAGACAGAGCUUAAAUCGCUGAUCUUGAAGGCGUACAGGUACGCUUUCAAGUUAACUUACGACGAAGCUGUUCUUGGAGAAGUGACAAGUGAAGACGAACUAGUGGAAUACUUGACAGAAUAUGAUAGGGACUGGUACUUAGGCAGUGAGACAGACCACGAAUGGCAGUUGUCUAUUAUGCAUGAAAAGCCAUUUCUGUUCUCGCUGGGGAGAGAUAAAAGUAAGGGCACAUACACUAGCCGUGUUCUCACAAAGCAAGAGAUAAUGGCCCCAAUCGGGCGCCUUAAUGGUGAAUGCGUGCGAGGUCAGUGGGCCUCUCUAGCUUUAGAACUUCUAUACUUUACCAACGAUGACGAGGAACGGUACAGCAUCCAGGCUCAUCCAACACUCCUCAGGAACCUGACUAUUCAAGCUGCGGAUCCACCUCUGGGAUAUCCAGUUUAUUCCUCGGGAGCUGUGUCAGUACCACUUGUAGUAGCCCCUUUGUGAAAAGCGUUUUAGCAACAAUGUUUCAUCGUGUGCGCCUUUCGUAAUGCAUUUGUAAAAUAUACGCAGUGUUAUGUGUAAGUAUUUUAAUGUAAAUUAGAUCGAUGUAAUCGCCAAAUUGAUUACUUUCAAAUAUCUGGCGAACGUUCUCCCCCUAGCUUGCGUAGAAAACUUGAAAACGGAAAAAAUGAGACUAAACAACAAAUUUGUGAAAGUUAAUGUGGGCUUUGACGGCACCAUGCCAUUCAAAAGUUAAGUGAGAGCGAAUUUAUUUCAGAGAGAGAGGGCAUUUAGCAGGCCACUCUGAGGGGUGGGCAUAAGUUGUAAAAAUUGUCAUGAAAGCUCGUGACUUCUUCACGACCUUUAUUCUAGCCUAAAAGAUACAAUACCGGUCUACACUGGAACCUUUAUUAGAGCACAUGCCCGUGAUCUAGUUACGUGUGUCCUGAACAGUAGAGAAAGGAAACAUUCCAUUGUGCUGUCUUAAUCACGACGUUUGUAAAAUAUUUUUUGAUAUCAACUUUUUGACUUGUCUUUGGUAUAUCAAAGAAUGAUUCAUGACAUAUCUGCAAUUAUUUCACAGCAACGUACAGACAACAAAAUUUUAUUUCUUACCGUUUCGGCUGCGCAAACGAGGCGCUAAAUAUUCUUAAUGCAACACAAAGAUGGACGUCACGGAAAGAAAAUUUAAAACUUACCCCAUGCUGGCCAUGGCUUAUUUAUUUGAUCCAUACCUUAAUUAUUGUUCCGACAUGAAACAACCUUUCGUUUUUAAGAUUUAAGAUGCUCAGUACAGAGGGAAUGAGGGGGGAAUAGCUUAUUCUUAGCGCCCCCCUAUCCAUCCGAAUCCUCCCGAAGCUAGAGUGCUUUUAAUGUUUCCCUAAUCUUCUCUAAGCAAACAAACCAACAUUGUUCCUCUUAGCGAAUUCGAGGAACUGACGAUUUUGGCGGAAAAAGAACGAUUAUAUUAACAGUGUUUUUUUAAUGGCCGCCUUCUAAGUCACUCUAGUCUUACCUUGAAGAUGUGUGUGUGUGUGUUCUUUUUUUUUUUUCUUUACUGCGUUGAAGGAUGUACUCUUUCGACUAUAGGAGUACAUUGGUUACAUAAGACAGGGAUUGGCUAAUUUGGGUUCUAGAGUGGGGUAAAGAAAGUGAUAGUUUCCAUCAGCUGAUCUGUUCAGCAAUGUUAAGAGGGUGCCUUGGAAGAUCAUUGCCUCAAAUCGCACAGAUAUUGUCAAGGUCCUUCGUGUUUCUUUCGUUUGAGCUAGCGUAGUAUCUGAAAUGAUUCUAGCUAUUGCUCGGUGUGAGGCUGCUACGUACAAACUUUGUUACAUAUUUCGUAGGGUUUUUCACUUCGAAUUGCCCUCCUUGUGUAAAUGAAUUAUACAUACUGGUGCGCAAAAUAGUCCCUCUUCGCAAGGGAGAAAUGUAAAUGAGGUCGUUGAAAUAGGCGAGUGUGAGAAUUCAACUGUGGCAAAAAACAACAGCAACGAAAUUCAAUCGCACUCUUCUGUAAUGAUAAAUUAAAAAAACUUACAGAA